UGCAAUUCUCCUACCUAGCAUGCCACUUUUCAAUUACUCCUAAAUUUAAAUGAAAAAAUUUUUCCCCCAAAAUUUCCCCAUCACCAAAAACCUAAUUCCAAAUUUUCCAAAACCCUUGCUAUCAAACCUCUGCAUUCUCCCUCCACAGCACAGCCGUUCUAUUCCUUUCCCCAAAUGCAAAAACCCUCUCCCUAAUUUUUGUGUAGAUCCCUGUGAUUUUUUAUUCUGAUUGUGAUUUCGAAAAUGGUGUCUGGUUCCAGAGCCGACGGCGGCGCGCAAGUUCUAUCGGCGGGCGUGCGUAGAACGAUUCAAUCGAUCAAAGAGAUUGUGGGUAACCACUCGGACGCCGAUAUUUACGUGGCUCUUAAAGAGACCAAUAUGGAUCCUAAUGAAACCACUCAAAAGUUGCUCAAUCAAGAUCCAUUCCAUGAGGUGAAGAGGAGAAGAGACAGGAGAAAGGAGAUUGCACCCUAUAAGAGCUUUGCUACACCAGAGCCUCUGAAAAUCCCUGAGCCUGCACGUAUGCAGGUGAAGAAUAGUACUUACUCCGAUCGUAAUGCUCGAAGAAGUGGUUAUAGUCGAACUACUGUAACUGGAGCAAGCCAGGAGUUUCGUGUUGUCCGAGACAAUAGAGUCAAUCAGAAUUCUAGUGCAGACUCAAAACCUGCUCAAGGUGCAAGCGAGGUGGUUAUCUCCAGCGGUUCUACCAUGAGCAGUUCAACUGAAACUUCUGGACAUCAAGAUCCUUCAGUUGGUCAGCAUUCAUCUCGGGCUCUUAAUAAUCCUGCUGUUACAAAACCGGAUCAAGCUAAGGUUGGGAAAGAAAUUCUUGGGGAGAAGCACCUCCCGAAAACAAGUGCUACAUCACGGGUGGAAACAAAGGCGAAUGGCUCUCAACCAUACUCGGCAGGUUCUUCCAGUAGUUCUGUUGUUGGUGUUUAUUCAUCCAAUUCCGAUCCAGUUCACGUGCCAUCUCCUCAUUCGAGACCCGCUGCCAAUAUUGGGGCCAUCAGGCGGGAGGUUGGAGUUGUGGGACCUCGUCGUCAGUCUUCUGACAAUUCUGCCAAGUCAUCGGCAUCUCAGAGCAACCGUUUGCCCAAUAAACAGUCAGGACGAGACGGUCAAUCACGGGAGUCAACAAGAUCAUUCAAUGAUAUAUCUAAAAGUGAACAGGCGAAUCAAAAUAUUGCACCUGUGUCUGCUGUACCUGUGAGCAAGUCUUUCGCAAGCAAUCAUCAGUAUGGUAGUAGCAGACCUCAUCAACCCACGGGUCAUCAGAAAGCUUCGCAGCCUAAUAAAGAAUGGAAGCCAAAAGCAACUGCAAAACUGGGUGCCAGUGGUCCUGGGGUUAUUGGAAGCCCUGUAAAAACUGUUUCUCCUCCUUCGGAUAAGCCAGAUAUAUUGAGAAAGGAGGAACCUCAGAUAGAAGAUAGUGUGUCACGAUUAAACGUAUCUGAAAAUCAGAAUGUGAUUAUAGCUGCACAUAUCCGUGUUUCUGAGACGGACAGAUGUCGACUGACCUUUGGCAGCCUCGGAACUGAUUUAGGUACAUCAGCAAAUUCGAUGAAUGUGGGUGCAGAAGCUCUAUCUAUCAAUCCUGCUGGAAGCGUACCCAUCUCAUCCCCAGAAUCAUCGAGAGAUGAGCAGGUUGGUGGUAGCAAGCCGUUAGAGACGAUGGAUGAUUAUGUUAGAGGUUCAGUGUCUGAUUCCCCUGCUUCUGCUGGUACAUCUGAUCAUCAACCGACUGAGAAUGAAGGGUCUUCAAUGCCCCAGGAUAUGGGUAACUAUGCCGAUUCUGGCCUAGUACGGGACAAUAGCCCAUCUUACUCCCCUGAAACACUACAGCAGCAAGACACAUCUGAACUGCCAAGCUUCUCCGUCCCCAGCACUCACACAUCAAACGUAAUUCCCGUCUCGUCAAUUGCAAUGGUUCAACAACAGCAACAGCUGGCCCAGAUGUAUCCUCAGCUUCAGUUUACCAACCUAAUGCCAUAUCGCCAGUUUGUAUCUCCAAUCUACGUGCCUCCAAUGCCUGUCCAGGGCUACUCUAAUAGCCCCGCCUAUCCUCACCCGUCUAACGGCAACGGCUAUGUGCUGAUGCCCGGUAACAGUGCCCAUCACCUAACGGCCAGCGGUGUCAAAUAUGGUGUCCAGCCGUUCAAGCCUGUGCCAGCUGGCGGGCCCACUGCUUUCGGGAGUUUCACCAGCCCGUCUGGCUAUACCAUCAAUACGGGUAAUGAUGAGCUGUCCCGGAUAAAAUAUAAAGAUAAUCUUUAUGUCCCAAACCCUCAGGCAGAGACAUCUGAAAUUUGGAUGAACCCAAGAGAACUUCAGUCGGCUUCAUAUUACAAUAUGCCGGGGCAGACACCUCAUCCCACCGGUUAUCUGACAUCACAUAGUGGUCAUCAUCAUGCUUCUUUCACAGCCCCUCAAUCUUCUCACGUGCAGUUCCCUGGUAUGUAUCACCAUCCGCCACCUCAGCCUGGGCCCAUUGCUGGGCCUCACCAUGGGGGGCCCAAUAUGGGUGGCAGUGUUGGGGUUGGUGUGGCGGCACCAAGUUCCGGGCCACAAAUGGGUGCCUACCAGCAAACUCAAUUGGGCCACCUGAAUUGGACAGGGAAUUUUUAA
Messenger RNA from Striga asiatica, 2628 nucleotides. NCBI's taxonomy places the organism in Eukaryota, Viridiplantae, Streptophyta, Magnoliopsida, Lamiales, Orobanchaceae. The record is from the annotation of a GenBank genome assembly.